Molecule: messenger RNA, 500 nt
Organism: Trametes versicolor FP-101664 SS1
Lineage: Eukaryota; Fungi; Basidiomycota; Agaricomycetes; Polyporales; Polyporaceae
Exons: 4
Coding region: 154-435 (93 amino acids)
Source: RefSeq, a predicted model, not a curated record
UGCAACGCAGCCUAUAAAGGUUGUGCCAGUCACUGCUCGGUAGAGUUUUUAGCGGUUAACCAGCAGUAGAUUUGCUUAUUUGGCUCAGAUCGGCUCGAUGUGCUUAUAUACGAGCAAGUAUAUGAUCCACGGCUCUAAGGCUAAGGAUAAGAGAUGAGGAUCCCGACUGCUAAAGCGUCACAAUCAACAUCAACAGUGAGCAAGAUGUGGAGUAUUCUAUCCAGUCAACUCCAGGUCAACUAUACAAACGAUGGCGGCUUCGUCUAUCGUACAUGUGUCACGAUCCCCGCGUGUCAUACAGACGUCGGUGCGGGAGAGGCCAAGGCACAAUGUUCCACAUCCGCCCCCUCAGGAUGCAGCACAUUAAAAGCAUUGCAGGGUUUACGGACAUCCGCCAUUGCCGGGUCCUCUCUUUACAUCUCCCAUGACGCAUGAUGACCUGCUGGCGGGGGCGUCCGAAUUCUGCGCCAUUCGUAGGCGGUGCGUCCCACACCUCAACC